Messenger RNA from Ciona intestinalis (vase tunicate), 2097 nucleotides. The record is from RefSeq. NCBI's taxonomy places the organism in Eukaryota, Metazoa, Chordata, Ascidiacea, Phlebobranchia, Cionidae.
GAUACGAACUUUUCUAAUCCAGGGUACAGUUUUUUAAAUGCGUAGUUUGCUGGUUGUAAAUGUAAAGCCAGCAUCUGUUACACAAUGACAAUGAAUGGUUCUGUUGAUCUUAAUGCACUGGAGAAGCGAAUGAAACAACUUGAAUUAAACUUUCAGCAACAAAAUGCGCGAAAAAAGCCAACUAACCUCGGAAUGGGAAAUAUGUCGAAUUCGCAGCAAACUUCAUCAGCAAGACCACAUAUGUCACUUAAUUUUUCCAACUCUUCACCUGCAUCACUGAUGAAGUCAUCCUCAGGUGCGGUGGAUUCGGCUGCAAGAAAAAAGCAAAUAUCCUUUGCCCUUCCUGCCUCAAUUCCACAACCAGAAAAAACACAAGAAAGUGAAAAGAUUGACGCAAGGUUACAAGAAGUGAUUCGACAAACUGGAAAAUUAAGAAUUGAUUCGAUGAUUUACGAAGCAAAAGUUGAACAAUUUGAAAAUCUUGGUCAGAUUGGAAGUGGAACGUGUGGCCAAGUUUAUAAGAUGAGAUAUAUCACAGGUCAUGUGAUGGCUGUAAAGCAAAUGCACCGAUCAGGAAACAGAGAAGAAAACAAGAGAAUAUUAAUGGACCUUGAUAUUGUACAAAAAAGUCACGAUUGCCCAAACAUAGUUAAAUGCUACGGUACAUUUGUAACAGAGGUGAAUGUGUGGAUAUGCAUGGAACUUAUGGAGACAUGUUUCGAUAAGUUAAAGAAGAAAAUAAAUGGACCCAUGCCUGAGAACAUACUUGGAAAAUUGACUGUUUCUGUUGUGAAAGCUUUACAUUACCUUAAAGAGAAGCAUGGAGUAAUACAUCGAGAUGUAAAACCAUCCAAUAUAUUGGUUAAUAAACUUGGUGAUGUUAAACUCUGUGAUUUUGGAAUUAGUGGUCGUCUGGUUGAUUCACAAGCUAAAACAAGAGCAGCGGGUUGUACUGCGUAUAUGGCCCCGGAAAGGAUAAGUCCCGACCCCAGUCACCCAAACUAUGAUAUCCGCGCCGAUGUUUGGAGUCUUGGUAUUUCAUUGGUGGAACUUGCAACUGGGGUAUUCCCCUACCAUAACUGCAAAACUGACUUUGAAAUGUUGACCAAGAUAUUAGAAGAAGCACCUCCUGAAUUACCAAAUGAUCAAAACUUUUCCAUCGGUUUUAAAAGAUUUGUGUCUUUCUGUUGUACCAAGGAUUACAGGUACCGCCCAAAAUAUCGAGACUUGCUUGAACAUGAGUUUGUACGACGACAUGAACAUUCAAUGGUUGAUAUUCCUGCAUGGUUGCGUAAAGUAUUGAUCACACAAACUAAAGCAGCAUCAUUAGAUCGUUGUGGUAAUCCAAUGCAGGGAAAUAUUGCUUCGAGUAACGAUCCGUUUGCAUUUGCAGCUGAAAUAACAAAAGCUCAGUUUGCCAAACACACUCGAACCCGUUCUUUGGGCACUGGCUUUGAGUUUACAAAGAUCCCACCAAACCAAACAAACAAACCUACUUCAAGUAAAUCAAUAUUCAGGUGAAACUUGAUUCAGUGAUUACCUCUAAUGGUGCAAGUCCUUUACCCAAGUGAGAUAGACCAGAGUUGCUGCUAGUUGCUACGUAUAGUCAUACAAGAUACAACCAAAAUGCUUCUAUUUGCACACACAUUAAAGUUGAGAACAUGUAGAAAAAAGACAUUUUGUAUUGACACAAAAUUGUUUUUUAUAACAUGUUUUACAUUUUUUAGGGUCUUAUAUAGAAAUAUAUGAGUGUUGUUUUAACCUGGUUGACGUGCUCUAUUUGUUGUAAACUUAAUAACAUUCUAUUCAUACCAUGUUACAUUGUUAGUCAGCAAUCUGUUUGAUUAACUUUUUCCUUAAUUUUUAAGAUUUUACCGAAGGGUGAUGUACUUAGUAUUUAACUCUUUUUUGCUGUUUAACACUUUUUCUUAUACUCACCAGGUGAUGUGAAUAAAAGAAUGUUUUAAACUUUUACAAAAAUGUUUUUAUGCUGACUAUUAAUAUUUUAAAAUCGCUGAUAUUACUGCCUCGUUGCACCAGUGUUGUUGCGUUCGUAUAUAAUAAUAAAAACUUUGUUAUUAAAAUUAAGUCAAAAUG